UCGGUAGGAAUUACGUCAGUACGUAGCAGAAGAGAAGUGCAAGUGCAUACAGUCAUGGCUUUUGCUAAAUUCCAUUCUCGUAUAUUUACGAGACAGUUUGCAAGUGUAGCAGAAAAGUCUGGAAAAGAUCCUACAGCUUUGUGGAGGAAUUUAUACUUGUUCGUUGGGGUUCCUGCUACUUUGUUAGGUUUGUUAAAUUGUUAUCUAAGCGAGCAAGAGCAUGAGAGACCAGAAUUUAUUCCUUAUGAACAUUUAAGAAUAAGGCACAAGCGAUUUCCUUGGGGAGAUGGACAACGAACUUUAUUUCAUAAUCCGCAUACCAAUGCUUUACCAACAGGCUAUGAAGAUGAGUAAGCAAAUGUAAUAACGUUUACUAGUACUAUUAAAAUUUAGUUUCUUCAUCGAAACGUUAUAUCUAUCAUAGAAGGAAGAGUUUCAAUAAAUUUAUGAAUUUCUCUCUUAUUGA
This is a messenger RNA of Polistes canadensis, 466 nucleotides long. RefSeq names its product cytochrome c oxidase subunit 6A1, mitochondrial-like. The transcript has 3 exons. Gene Ontology annotation, biological process: mitochondrial electron transport, cytochrome c to oxygen. Lineage: Eukaryota; Metazoa; Arthropoda; Insecta; Hymenoptera; Vespidae. The record is from RefSeq and is a predicted model, not a curated record. Gene Ontology annotation, molecular function: enzyme regulator activity. Bases 55 to 354 code for a protein of 99 amino acids. Gene Ontology annotation, cellular component: mitochondrial inner membrane.